AUGAACAUUGCGGGAAUUGUGAAGCAAAUUUGGUGGAUUGCCUCCAAGCAAGAUCGGCUUUGGGUUAAUUGGGUACAACAAAGAUACCUCAAGGAAGAGUCUCUUUGGACAGUCAAGGGUCUCAAUAACUUCUCUUGGGUCUGGCGUAAAGUCUUGAAGUACAGAGAUAAAGCCCUUCCCUUCAUCAAAACUAUUAUUGGGGAUGAGUCUGCUACAAAGCUUUGGCUUGAUAAUUGGCACCCGUUUGGAGUUCUUUUGAGCAGAUUUGGUAAUAGGAUUUGCUAUGAUGCAGGCUCUUAUUCCCUUGCUGCCCGUCAUGCUUGUGUCAAGGAGAUUAUCCGUGAUGGAGAUUGGCACUCUAGUCCCUCUACAUCUUUCGAUCUCAUUGAUAUUUGGAGGGCCCUUCCAGCCAUUGAAAAUUUUCAUGAUGAGGUUCCGGAUUUGACAGUGUGGACUGGUAACUCAUCGGGUAAUUUCUCUUCCAAAUCAGCCUGGAAUGCUAUCCGCACAAGAGCUGCCCGUAUUGAUUGGAGCGAAGCUGUUUGGUUUGAAGGGAGUAUAAAGUCCCAUUCCUUUAUGGCCUGGAGAUGCCUUUCGGAUGCCCUCCCCACUAGGGACAACCUCAUUCAUAGACACAUUCCGACUCCUCAUCAUUGCGUGCUUUGUUGGGCUGGAACAGAAAGCAAGAAUCAUCUCUUCUUCGGAUGCCCUUUUACUACUGAUAUUUGGAAAAAUAUUUAUGACCUUUGUUUUCAUGAUGGGGCCACUCCUAGCAAUGCCAUUGAUGCAGCCAUUAACCUUAGUUUUCAUGAUGGGGCCACUCCUAGCAAUGCCAUUGAUGCAGCCAUUUCGGUUAGAUAUGUUGCAGGUAGAGCAGGGAAAUUGGGGCUGGUCAUAAAGCUUGCUUUCUGUGCCACAAUCAAGCAUAUUUGGUCGGAGAGAAAUUACAGAAUUUUUAGAAACAAAAUCAGAUCUAAGGACCAGAUUGUAGGGGCUAUAAAGGGGGAUGUUAUUGGCAGAUUAUCUUCCAUUCACUUGGUGGGAGACCCUACUACUGCCAACCAUCAUAUUGCUGCCAAAUGGGAUCUUCAAGUUCGUUGGACGGCAAGAAUUCCAAAGGCAUGCUCUUGGUUUGCUCCAAAUCCAAACAUGGUUGCUCUCCAUUGUGAUGGGUCUCUUUCAGAUGACAAGGCAGGCUUUGGGGGUCUCAUUCGUGAUGAUAGUGGGGAUCCCUUAGCUGCCUUUGCUGGCAUAGGAGAAGAUCUUUCAGUGCUAUCCAUGGAGCUCAUGGCUAUUUAUAGAGGAAUUUCCCUUUGCGUUGAUAAGGGCUUUUAUGAUGUCUCUAUUAGGUCGGAUUCAAAGUUGGCCAUCGAUAUUUUGAAUGGAGUGAUUACUGGGCCUUGGCAAACCCUAACUUUGAAAAGUAAGAUCCACAUAAAGGCAAGGCUGCUUAGGUCUAAAGAAUUCAUUCAUGUGUGGAGAGAACAGAAUCAGCCUGCAGAUUUCAUGGCCUCCAUCCCUACAGACCCUUCUGGAAUUCUUUGGGAGCCUGAGUCCUUCCCUCCAGAGCUAGCGAUUCUCAUAAAGCAAGAUAAGGAGUUUGUAGCCUAUUAUAGGAUGUAG
Telopea speciosissima is the source of this 1623-nucleotide messenger RNA. RefSeq lists its product as uncharacterized. Gene Ontology annotation, molecular function: nucleic acid binding; RNA-DNA hybrid ribonuclease activity. The transcript has a single exon. Bases 1 to 1623 code for a protein of 540 amino acids. Lineage: Eukaryota; Viridiplantae; Streptophyta; Magnoliopsida; Proteales; Proteaceae. The record is from RefSeq and is a predicted model, not a curated record.